This is a messenger RNA of Corythoichthys intestinalis (scribbled pipefish), 1889 nucleotides long. It is a transcript of the gene dntt, whose product is annotated as deoxynucleotidyltransferase, terminal. The coding region runs from base 156 to 1616 and encodes 486 amino acids. Gene Ontology annotation, molecular function: DNA binding; DNA nucleotidylexotransferase activity; DNA-directed DNA polymerase activity. The transcript has 13 exons. Gene Ontology annotation, biological process: double-strand break repair via nonhomologous end joining. NCBI's taxonomy places the organism in Eukaryota, Metazoa, Chordata, Actinopteri, Syngnathiformes, Syngnathidae. Gene Ontology annotation, cellular component: nucleus. The record is from RefSeq and is a predicted model, not a curated record.
GAAAAAGUUUUUUUUCGCUCCAGAACAAAAUAAAAAGAUAAAGAAAAGCAAAUUGACAGAUGCCUCAACUGCUGCGGCGUGUUGUCUUCUGCUUAAAGCGAAUUCAGACGGUCGCGUGGUGAAAAUAUUGAGCAGAACCCACUCGCGCCUUAUUCAUGCAGGCCAAAAGCCUUGUGUGCGAGGAAGAGGACCAGGUGUCGUCAGUUAAGACUAUUCGGAAGCGGUCAAAACCAACGAGCGUCGGUGUCCCAAGUCAUGUGAUUAAGUUUAAGGAGGUGAGACUGUACCUAGUGGAGAGGAAAAUGGGCUCCAGCAGGAGAAGCUUUCUGACCCAGCUGGCCAGGUCAAAAGGCUUUGUUGUGGAUGACAUCCUCAGUGAUGAGAUCACUCACGUGGUGUCUGAAGACAGCGAGACAUCAUCUCUUUGGACGUGGCUAAAGGGGUGUGGCCUUGGAAAUCUUUCCAAGAUGCAAGUGCUGCACAUCAGUUGGUUCACUGACAGCAUGAGAGAGGGAAGGCCUGUUACUGUUGAGAACAGACAUCUUAUUCAGGACGCACUACCUGCAUUGCAAAUAGAAUCAGCACUAGCCCCUGUGGCUAUGAUUUCUCAAUAUGCCUGUCAGAGACGGACAAGUACAGACAACAAAAACAAGAUUUUUACAGAUGCUUUUGAAAUACUGGCAGAGAACUACGAAUUCAAUGACCUGAAGAGUUCAUGCAUUGCCUUUAGGAGAGCUGCGUCUGUCUUGAAAAGUCUGCCGUGGACUGUGGAGUGUAUAGGGGCCACUCAGGGCUUACCCUGCCUGAGGGAGCACACCAAGGCAGUUAUGGAGGACAUCCUGCAAUGUGGCCGUUCCUUUGAAGUUGAAAAAAUACUCUCAAGUGAGCGGUAUCAGACAUUAAAGCUGUUCACAAGUGUGUUUGGGGUUGGACUGAAGACAGCAGAGAAAUGGUACCUUAGGGGGCUGCGCUCAUUUAGUGAGAUUCUGGCAGAGCCCAGCAUUGAGCUCAACCGGAUGCAGAAAAGUGGUUUUCUGCAUUAUGGAGACAUCUCGAGGGCUGUCACUAAAGCGGAGGCUCAAGCCCUGGGGAACAUUAUUGACGAAGCUGCCCAUUUGAUCACAUCGGACGCCGUAAUAGCAAUGACAGGUGGCUUCCGCAGGGGUAAGGAGGUUGGCCAUGAUGUAGACUUUAUCGUCACAACACCUGAGGCGGGAAAGGAGGAAUACAUGCUACGCCAAAUUAUCGAUAGCUUCAAAAAACAAGGAAUUCUUCUUUACUGUGAAUACCAGGCCUCUACUUUCCACAUGUCCAAGCUGCCAUGCCAGUCAUUUGAGGCAAUGGACUAUUUUGCCAAAUGUUUUCUCAUCCUGCGCUUGGAGGCUAGCCGAGUGGAUGGAGGUCUCAGCUGUGCUGAGGGGGACAACAGGGGCUGGAGGGCAAUUCGUGUGGACUUGGUAUCACCACCGAUGGAUCGUUACGCAUUUGCUCUCCUGGGAUGGACUGGAUCCACGCAGUUUGACAGAGAUCUGAGGAGGUUCGCUCGAUCAGAGAGAAGGAUGAUUUUAGACAAUCAUACUCUUUACGACAAAACAAAGGUCCAGUUUAACACUUGAAGGCAGGAUGUGUCAAAAUCACAGCUCAUUUCUCUCCAGGCAGUACAGCUCCCAAGGUGAGUCAGAGCUCGUCAGCCUUCUUAUGGAGACAUAACCCCCCCAUCACAUGGCAUUGGUAAACAGCCAACUGUUAAUAACCAAGUCAUGUUUUGUUAGGGAAAAUGCUCAUCUUUUCCACGGUAGCACAAGUACAUACAACUGUUGUGAGAAGGAAACUGACGCAAGGUGGGAAAGAGCUAAAUGGUCUACAAAUCGCAUUUAACAUAUGAACAU